AUGGCUGCUGCGGUAGGCAAAUAUGCCGCCAACAAGAUGUUGCGUGGUCAGAUGGCGAAAUACCAGAGCAAGCAACCUUGCGGCGACGAGGUAAGUCAAUCAUUCCCUCUAUCAGGCAACUAUGCACUUUCGCUGGUUCCUACAUGCCGUGUAUAUUCAGAAGCUAACCUAUUUCUCGCANNGGACCCAUUCUUCGUCUACAUCGACGACCCACGCAAGCCUGGAAAGCAGAAGAAAGUCAAAAAGACCGUCCCCUCAUACAUCCCAGAACACGACGCCAAUGUACUCGCCAAAAUGCGCCGUCGCUCUUACAGAAUGGACAUGGCGCUCUUCGAAUUCCUCGGUACUCGUUUCGGAUGGUCUUCGGUCAUCGGAAUAGUCCCCGCUGCCGGCGAUGCCCUGGAUGCUGGCAUUGCUCUGUUGCUCGUCAAAGGCUGCAUGAAGGUCCAGGGCGGUCUGCCCGUGGGAAUCCUCAUCCAGAUGCUCAUCAACGUCGCCAUCGACUUCCUCAUUGGUCUCGUCCCCUUCGUCGGCGAUCUUGCUGAUGCCUACUUCAAAGCCAACACCAAGAACUGCCGUCUCCUGGAAAAACAUCUGGAUAGUCUGUACAAGCCCGAUGCUCUCAAGGCAGUUAAGAAUCGUUCGGGCAAAGCAAACCCUCCAGCCACGGCGUAUGAAGACUUUAGUGACGAAGAAGACGACCGUAGAGCGUUCCUCCAGGAGACUCGUCCACACGCCGAUGGCGCCCACGAUGUUCGCCAGCCUGCACCAACCCCUGAUCCCAGAGCAAAGAAAUCAGGCGGUUGGUUCAACUUUGGUGGUGGUAACAACAGAAGAGAACAAGACCUUGAGAGAGGGGUUGCUCCCACUCGCCCAGUCCGUGUCGACGACACCUUGGAGACCGGUACUGUGCGUACUGAUAGAAGAUGA
Messenger RNA from Aureobasidium vineae, 930 nucleotides. Lineage: Eukaryota; Fungi; Ascomycota; Dothideomycetes; Dothideales; Saccotheciaceae. The record is from the annotation of a GenBank genome assembly.